AUGUAUAGAAAAGUUGAGAAAGAACUAGAUAAAGUGGUUGAUAAGAGCCAAGUAGGAACACCAAUAUCUGAUAAUGAAGAGACGGCCAUAACCAAAGAAACUAUUGAGAAAGAGAAGUCGUACGUUCCUCCACCACCUUAUAAACCACCAAUACCAUACCUUCAAAGACUUGCUAAAACUAAGAAUGAGGAGGACAUUACACGAAUUCCCUUUUAUGCCAAGUUCCUAAAGGAAAUCCUAUCUAAUAAGAAGAAACUUGAAGAUGACGAUACAGUGGCACUCACUACAGAGUGUAGCGCCAUUAUCCAAAACAACAUGCCCCCAAAGUUGAAAGACACUAGUAGUUUUUAUUUUCCAUGUGUGAUAGGCAAGUUUGUCAUUAACAAGCUCAACUUAGGAGACUUUAGGCCUAUGAGGACGUCCCUUAAAUUAGCCAAUCUCUCUUUUAAGUACCCCAUAGGCAUGCUAGAAAACAUUCCAGUGUGCAUUGGCCAAUUUUACAUUCCUAUGAAUUUUAUAGUGAUGGACAUAAGUGAGGACUCCAAUAUUCCUAUCAUCUUAGGAAUGCCCUUCUUAGCCACAACCGGUGUGAUCAUAGAUGUGAAACGAGGGAAAUUAACCUUUAAAGUUGGUCAGGAGAAAAUUGAAUUUACUCUUUCUCAAUUUCUGAAGGCUCCAACUAUUGCUGGUGCAUGUUAUUUUAUAGACAUUAUUGAUGAAUGCAUAAAAGAGCUAGCAUCAGUAAAACCACCGACUACAAUGCUAGUUGAACUUCCAGCCACUAAAAUGGUAGAAGAAGAUGAGGCUAAAUAUUAUCACCCUUAUGUAGAAUAUAACCUAAGAGAAUGUAUUGCACUUACUCCUAAUCUUAUGCCUAGCCCUAAGGAACAAUCAAUAGAACUUAACAAACUACCCAAAAACCUAAGAUAUGAGUUUUUAGACGAGCAACUUGAUCGUCCAAUCAUAGUUAACAUUGAUAUUCAUAGAGAUGAAACUGAGAAACUCUUGGUUGUGUUAAGGAAGUACCAUACAACUUUAGGGUACAACAUCUCCAAUCUUAAAGGAGUUAUCCCCUCUAUGUGCAUGCACAAAAUUAUGCUCGAAGAGGACUCUAAAACCUUAAGAGAACACUAG
Molecule: messenger RNA, 1134 nt
Organism: Lathyrus oleraceus (garden pea)
Lineage: Eukaryota; Viridiplantae; Streptophyta; Magnoliopsida; Fabales; Fabaceae
Exons: 3
Coding region: 1-1134 (377 amino acids)
Source: RefSeq, a predicted model, not a curated record